AGGUGGAAAUUACAGUUGUUUACUCAUCUCAAGUGAGGACCAGGAUGAGCUGCAUUACCAGGAUACUGACUCGGAUGUGCCGGAGCAGCGGGACGGCAGAUGCAAAGUCAAGUGGACUCAAGAAGAGGAUGAGCAGCUGAAGAUGUUAGUAAGCCAUUACGGGCAGAAUGACUGGAAGUUCCUGGCCAGCCACUUUCCUAACCGCAGCGAUCAGCAGUGUCAGUACCGGUGGCUGCGAGUGUUGAAUCCAGACUUGGUUAAGGGCCCUUGGACCAAAGAGGAGGACCAAAAGGUAAUUGAGCUGGUUAAAAAAUAUGGCACCAAACAGUGGACCAUGAUAGCCAAGCACCUGAAAGGGCGGUUAGGGAAGCAGUGCCGGGAACGCUGGCAUAACCACCUGAACCCUGAGGUGAAGAAGUCUUCGUGGACAGAGGAGGAGGAUCGUAUAAUUUUUGAGGCCCACAAGGUCCUGGGGAAUCGCUGGGCAGAGAUCGCCAAGCUGCUGCCUGGAAGGACUGACAACGCUGUGAAGAAUCACUGGAACUCCACCAUCAAGCGGAAGGUGGACACGGGAGGCUUCCUCAAUGAAACGAAAGAGUCCAAGUCGCUGUACGUCCUUGUGGAGGUGGAUGAGAAGGAGAGUCAAAGUCAGACGAGGGCUGGAAGCCAGAAGGUCCUGCCCAACUGGCCAAUCGAUACGUCUGAAAUAAAGGAGGAGGACGUCAGCGAUGAGGAGGUGACAGGUGUGCAGGAGUUACCCUCCGAGCUGCCAGCUGCUGAACUGGUGGAGCAUAUCACUGGGGAGACUCCAGGGGAUGUGGUGCCUGAAGAUGCCUCAUUUGUCACGUCACCAUACAAAUGGGUCGUUGAAACUGCCAGCUAUUUGUACCCAACGACAUCUGUGCCAGCCUUCAAUGAAGCUCUGGACAUGAUUGAGUCUGACCCAGAUGGGUGGUGUGAUCUGACCCAGUUUGACCUGCCUGAGGAACCUUCUGCUGGCAGCAGCAGCAGCAGCAACAGCCCAGUGAGGCAAACCCCCAGCAAGCCAACGCCUUCGCUGCCCAGCGUGACUGAGUACCGCCUGGACGGCCACACCAUCUCUGACCUCAGCAAGAGCAGCAAGGGGGAGCUCAUCCCCAUCUCUCCACACUCAGAGGUGAGCUUCGGCACGCCACCCUCUGUGCUGAAGAGGCAGAAGAAAAGGAAGGUUUCCCUCUCCCCCGUCACAGAGAACACCACCAGUACCAGCCUUUCCUUCCUCGACUCCUGCAACAGCAUGACGCCCAAGAGCACCCCUGUCAAGACACUGCCCUUCUCUCCAUCUCAGUUCUUAAACUUUUGGACCAAACAGGAUACACUAGAACUGGAGAACCCUUCUCUGACCUCCACGCCUGUGUGCAGUCAGAAGGUGAUUGUCACCACCCCUCUGCACAGGGACAAGACCCCUCUGCUCCAGAAGAACUCAGCGUUUGUCACACCAGAUCAGAAGUACGUGGUAGACAACACUCCUCACACCCCCACGCCUUUCAAAAACGCCCUGGAGAAAUAUGGACCAAUUAGGCCUCUGCCCCAGACUCCUCACCUGGAAGAAGACUUGAAAGAAGUGCUCCGAAGUGAAGCUGGCAUCGAACUUAUCAUAGAGGAUGAUGUAAAGCCUGAGAAACAGAAGAGGAAACAAGGAUUGCGCAGGAGUCCCAUCAAGAAGGUGCGCAAGUCUCUGGCCCUGGAUAUUGUGGAUGAAGACACGACGCAAAACGUGCCUGCCCUCCCCAAGACUGUCUGUUUCAAAAGAGCGCAGCCUGUGAAUUUCCUGUCGAGGUCCCUGAACCUUUCCUCCUCAAGCAGGAAGAAUGACAGUGGUUUGCUCAACAGAGCCUUUGUGCAAGUGCAGCCAGAGAAAAUGUCCUACAGGAAAAUGCCGAGCCAUUUCAGACCACCAGCACCGAUGACCAGGGCUUGGAAAGCUGUAGCCUGUGGUGGAACCCGAGACCAACUCUUCAUGCAGGAGAAAGCUCGACAAUUUUUGGGCAUGUUGAAACAGAGUCACACAUCAAGGACGUUAAUCUUAUCAUGAAGGAUUCUUCUGCUUUUUUAUUUUAUUUUUUAAUAUUUUUUUUAUAAGUGGAGGGGAGAGAGAACCACAGAAAAGAAUAACCUCUGCCAUGCCUUGGUGUAUGGGAGUGGCUUUUUUUUUUUCUUCUCUUCCUGGGUAGAUCUAUAUUGUAAUAAAUGGGGCUAACUGCUGCCUAA
Messenger RNA from Apaloderma vittatum (bar-tailed trogon), 2250 nucleotides. It is a transcript of the gene MYBL2, whose product is annotated as v-myb avian myeloblastosis viral oncogene homolog-like 2. The record is from RefSeq and is a predicted model, not a curated record. Gene Ontology annotation, molecular function: RNA polymerase II cis-regulatory region sequence-specific DNA binding; DNA-binding transcription factor activity, RNA polymerase II-specific. Gene Ontology annotation, biological process: regulation of DNA-templated transcription. Gene Ontology annotation, cellular component: nucleus. The transcript has 13 exons. Lineage: Eukaryota; Metazoa; Chordata; Aves; Trogoniformes; Trogonidae. The annotation marks the transcript as partial.